AAGGCGCACAUUACAUCUGUGUGCGUUACUGUACUUGAUGUUAUUAAGGAUGAGGUCAAUCACCAGAGUACUCAGAAGUCAUCUUGUUUCAAAUCUCAUUGAUAUUUUUGUUUGUUAACGCCCUAUGUUUUAUUUUUGAGCAUGCCAUGCAAUUUGAGACCGGAGUUUGGUCAUGUGAAAAGCAUACUGUUGUGUCUCCUAAAGAGAAAGCGAAUUACGAGUGUGGAGUUGGUCACUUUCCAGCAUCAUCUUCGAAUGAUGAAAAUCCACCUCCCGUCCCACCAAAAGCCUCGAAACGUAUUCCUCCCCUACCUCCAAAACACAUAACCCGUCCAGUUCGACAAGUAAAACAUAAAUGCAUAAAAUGUGAACCAACUGUCAGUUUGCAAAACCUAAAUUUUCCACCUAUUGGUCACUUACCAGACGUUUGUGCAGUAUGCAGGCGAAGCGGUUUACAUCCACACUCUACAUCUGACGUUGAGUCAAUCGACAAACCUCAGAAGGAUCCAAUCGACCCUCUACCCGAUCACGAGGAUGUAAAGCACAAAAAAUGCCUUGAAUGUCCCCAAACACUUAAUAGCAAUAAUAUAAAGUCCCAGUACUCGUCACAUCAAAACAGUGAAGCAAAUCGACCGGGUAAAAUCCCAUCUGAUAGGAAUGGUCAUUCCUGUUUGUUUACGUUCGAUAAAAAUAUUUCUGAUCCGAAAUGCACUCAGCCAUUCACUUGCAAACGGUUCACAAAACGACAUAUUUGUCAGGGAGUCUCGAAACACCAAGAACCUAACCUAUGCGAGCUCGGAAGGGAUUCGAGUUCGACAUCUGACUUACCUGCAUCAAACUGUACUUGCUCUGGAAACGUAUGUGGUCUUCAUGGUGGUAGUAAACUAGACUCUAGCUACACGCAGAACUCAAGAUGCUUUUCCUCAGAAUAUCGUGGACUCAAUUUAAUUUCAGAUCAUUCUAUGGGAUAUAAAAUUUCUCGGUAUCAAGAGCAAGGUGAUACAAACAAAACAAGGUGCGGUAGUUUACAGUGGAUAUCUGACACUUUCCAACGUAUAUUUCAUGCUUCUAAGAGCUUCAAAUCUUCUAAAACAAAUUUUCUUCACCCACCAGGUGAUUCACUUGUAAAUGUAAAGAAUUUACCUCAGUUAAAUGAAGAUAAAUUUUAUAGGCGACUGAAACCACUUGUUCAUAAAAAGGAUCGCGAAUUGAAGAGGGAUGUUUUCGAUCAGAAGUUUGGGUGUCGUUUCGUACAACACAAACGUUCUUUCAGCCAUAACAGUUCUCUUAUUGAAGGAGUCAGAUUUAGUUCAUAUAAUCAGAAUGGCUGUGAAUCUAAUGGAACUCUGAAUCCCCGUGUUGACCAUCAUUCACUUCCACCUAGAUCAACAAACAGUCGGAGUUCCAUUGUUAAAUGUAAAAAUUCACUUUUUAGUCCAAAUACAACAAAAAGAAAUUUUGAGCGCCUUGACAGUAUAAGCCCUUCAAACGGUCGAUUAAAACAUAUACAUGUAUCCAAAACUAUGGGAGCUGCUCAGUCCGGAUACCAAACUUCAAAUCAUCCAAAUAUGUGUAUAAGCCAUAGAAGAGCAGAGUCUGCUCUCGCAAUGAUUUGUACUUGUUCCCCCUAUGUAUCCGGUCAAGUAAAUUCCAUCGAUUCUACUAGAGAAUGCUUUUCUUGUAUGGGAAGUCAUUCCUCAUCUACAAAAGUUCCAGCUUGUAGCUGUCCCAACCACAAAAACCAUAGGUGUUGGUUAAACAGUUCAAAUUGUACGGGUAUAUCGAAGCCCCACAGUGGAAAAGAACAAAACAACGAUGAACCUACUACUACUCAGUUCACUCAGGGGAUCUUUCCAUUAAAUCCUGACGUAUUGCUGGUCAAAGAACAUGAAAGUAAUUCUAACUGUGAUAAUACAAAUUCAGUUACUUCUCACCUCCCCUGUGAGAUUCCUGUUGAUUCUAAUAGAAAGGUCUUAAACUUCACUGAAGGUAUCGGAUUUGGACCACAUCCAACUACUAUAAUCGACGAGAAUGGUCAAAUUCAUCACGUUCAUCACGUACACCACGUCCAUCAUGUUCACCAUCAUCAUCAUCACCACGAGUGUGCAGAUGGCGUCUCCAGUGAUAUUGCAUCCUGUCCUCUUAGCCCAGUUACUAGUCCAGUUGUCUGUGACAGACAACGUCCACCGACAACAAUUGCAUCUGCCUUGGAGACGUGCAAUGUAGAGGAAGCAAUAAUCAGUUCUCCAUCUUCUUGUCAGAACCAGCAGGUUGGCGUUACGGAACAAGUUGCUCCUGUUAGCAGUUGUCAUACCUAUAACGCCUAUGAUGUUAGGGCAUCUGAUAGUAUAAGUACAACGGCGCCCAUCAGUUCAACACGCUUAUCCAACCAAAGGUUAUCAUCUACACUACAAGAUAGUCGAUCUUCAUUUCAUCGAAGUAUGUUAGAAUUGAGAAAGAUGGGCUGGUAUUGGGGUCCACUAAGUUUCCAAGAUGCUCAAUUUUUAUUGGCUAAACGACCAGACGGUAGCUUCUUAGUUCGUGACAGUGGGCAUGAUACACACAUUUUAAGUUUAAGUUUUCGUGUACGUGGUGAAACUUAUCAUACAAGAAUCGAACACAAUCAAGCUAUUCCGUUUAUUCAUAUUUAUAUUUCAUAUGUAUUAUUGCUAUAGGUCAUGUCCUGCUCAUUAUCUUUUCGCAUCGGGGUGUUGUUUACGAAACUGAUAGGACAAAAAGCGAAUGUUCGUCGCUUUAAACGGGUUGAUGGAUUUGGAUGAUCCACCUACGGGAAUUGGAAAACCUUGAUUUCAAACCAAUGGUGCACAUGGUCUCCAGGGUCCUGAAGGAACAAAAGGCGUAUGAACCCAUUGUUGGUCACCGGCUACCAUGGGACUGAAUCUGUUCACGAUGCUCCACUGCCUUGUGGACCAGACCUUUAGGUCAAGGGCUCUGGGUGUGGCCUCCUAAGAAAAACACCUGCUUCUGUUUGGGCACCUGGGCAGUAUCCCAUCUGUCACACAAAUAAUUGAUAACUACCACUAGCCUCAUUGUUAUUGUGUGGUAUAUAUGUAUUUGGUCCCCCCUUGUACCAAUAUCACUGUGUUCAAAUAAAAUAAAAUAAAUCUGUAAGCUA
Schistosoma rodhaini is the source of this 3136-nucleotide messenger RNA. The record is from the annotation of a GenBank genome assembly. Lineage: Eukaryota; Metazoa; Platyhelminthes; Trematoda; Strigeidida; Schistosomatidae.